AUGGACCAGAGGCGACAUGAUGUCUCGCGACAUCCUGUGAGUGUGGACGAGCUAGUCUCUAGAUCCAAGAAUCUGGGCGAGACAGGGACCGUCAGCAUCAAGGACCGAAUAGCAUGCUUUCAGUGGACUUGGUUCACGUCGACAAUGGCUACAGGAGGGAUUGCCAAUGUCCUUGCGUCAAUACCAUUUCGCGCCCGAUGGUUAGACAUCAUCGGACUCAUAUUCUUCUUUUUCAACAUCUGCAUUUUCAUCACCAAUACGGUCCUGUUGGUGAUGCGUUUCCGUCUACGGCCCGGGAGUCUGCGAAACUCGUUCACUGAUCAGUUCGAGUCGCUUUUCAUCCCAGCUAGUAUUGUCUCGCUCGGGACCAUCUGCAUCAAUAUAUGUCAAUACGGUGUCCCGAAUACGGGCCCCUGGCUACUCCACACAAUGGAGGUUCUGUUCUGGAUGUGGACAGUGCUGGCUGUCUCGGCCAGCAGCACCGUCUACGUGAUCCUGUGGUCGACCAUGACUUUCCCGAUACACACCAUGACGCCUGUCUGGGUCUUUCCUGCGUAUCCUCUCCUGAUCACGGCCCCUUUCGCUGCCAACCUCAUUAACGCGGCCGUAAAGGUAGGUGAGGUCAAUCAGAUCAACGGCUUGCCCAUCACGAUGGCCGCAGUGGCCGUCCAGGGGAUGGGAUUUAGUCUCUCCUUCAUGGUCCUGGCGGCCUUUAUAUACAGACUCAUGACGCAAAAAUUACCACGAGAUACACAGCGGCCUGGUGUGUUCAUCUCGAUCGGACCCAGUGGAUUUACCACGGCAGGAAUCGUGGAACUCGGCAGUCUGGCAGCUGAAAUACUACCUGAGGACUUUAUGGAGCCAGGUAUGACGGAACAUGCUGUAUUCAUCCUGAAAUUACUCUCGGCCAUGAUUGGGCUGUGGCUCUGGGGCCUAGCGGUCUGGUUCUUCAUCGUAUCGAUCGGGUCAUUCUGGAAGUAUGCCGAGCCGGACCAUAAGACAAAAGUGUCCUUCCAGAUGACGUUCUUUUCGUUCGUAUUCCCCAAUACUGCCCUGGUGACUGCCACGUAUCAGAUCGGAAAGGCGUUCAACUGCAACCCUCUCGAGAUUGUGGGAUGUGUCAUGGCCGGCCUCCUGGUGGUCGUCUGGGCCGUCGUCUUUACCAUGAUGCUGCGGAGUAUCUGGACGCGACAAUUGCUCUGGCCCAAGAUGGACUAGUGGCAAGUCUCGAUGUACUGUUUUGCAUAUACUAUAGUACAAACAAACAAUGAACGGGAUUUCUGUGUAAGAAUAUU
Molecule: messenger RNA, 1295 nt
Organism: Cryphonectria parasitica EP155
Lineage: Eukaryota; Fungi; Ascomycota; Sordariomycetes; Diaporthales; Cryphonectriaceae
Exons: 6
Coding region: 1-1218 (405 amino acids)
Biological process (GO): malate transmembrane transport
Cellular component (GO): membrane
Molecular function (GO): malate transmembrane transporter activity
Source: RefSeq, a predicted model, not a curated record